This is a messenger RNA of Panicum virgatum (switchgrass), 456 nucleotides long. Its product is annotated as cysteine-rich receptor-like protein kinase 45. The record is from RefSeq and is a predicted model, not a curated record. Lineage: Eukaryota; Viridiplantae; Streptophyta; Magnoliopsida; Poales; Poaceae. Gene Ontology annotation, molecular function: ATP binding; protein kinase activity. The transcript is spliced from 2 exons. Gene Ontology annotation, biological process: protein phosphorylation. Bases 1 to 456 code for a protein of 151 amino acids.
AUGGGUGAUCAGAUAAGUGAAGUUGAAGAACUGGAACGCAUAUUUGCUGAUACAAGAGCAGAGCCAAUCAAGAUAUCCUAUGCUGCUAUUAAAUAUGUUACAAAGAAUUUCGCGGAAGUGAUAGGUCGUGGUGGAUUUGGGGUGGUUUACCUGGGAGGUCUUCGAAACGGGAUGGUUGCUGUGAAGAAACUUUUCGCAACGAUGGAUCUUUCUGAACUUUUCGCAACGAUGGAACUUUCUCAUAAGCAAUUUUUGGAUGAAGUUAUCUCCCUAGCGAAGCUAAACCACAAAAAUGUUGUAAGAUUUCUAGCAUACUGUGUAGAGACAACACUUGAAGUCAGGGAAGCAGAAGGAAAACUUGCGGAUAUUGAGGUGCAGCAAAGGUUUCUCUGCUUUGAGUAUGCACCUAAUGGAAACCUUCACCAUUAUCUUCAAGGUAAAAAGUUUGCUACAUGA